AUGUUCCCCUACUACUACCCCUCGUCCUCUACUUUCUCAGACUCCGAUUACCUCCGCGCCCUGGCUGAAGAGCGCGCCGCACGCGAGCAGUACGUCGCCGCCCGCCGUGCCCAGGAGGAAGCCCGUGAGCGCGCCGCUCGUGCUCGCGCCGCCCGCCGUUCCUACCUCUCCCCCUACUCUUCCUACCAUGAUGACGAAUACCCCUACGCUGCCGACAUGGACCUCGACAUGGACCCUCUCGACGCCGGUGUCUAUGGCCCUCCCCAGCGUCUCCCAAGCUUCACUGGAGGCUCGCGCCCCCUUAGCCACGCCGGCUUCGACCCCUACCGCGAGAGGGAGCGCGCCAUCCUUGAAGAUCCGUCGCAAGGAGUUGUUGGAGGAGCAGCGAAGGCGGGAGUUGUUGGAGCUGGAGAGGAGAAGGAGAGGCGGCGCCUUGACGAAGAGCGCAUCCGCCGCAUCCUCCAGGAGGAGCGGCAGCGCGAAGAGGCAGCGCGCCAGAAGCUGAUUGAGGAGGAGCGCAUUAGGAGGGCGCUAGAAGAGGAGAGGAUCCGCCGCGCUAUGCUCGAGGAAGAGGCGGCGAAGCAGUCACGGCAAGACUCCCUCGAGCCCCUCCUCCGCGCACUCGGCUUCGUGCCCGCUCCCAAGACGGCCGACUCUGAUUUGGACAAGUCUCGUGCUGGCCGUCCUCAGCAGGCCACUCCCGUCGCUCAUCGUCACACUGCGGGACUCAACCCGAGCCCCGUUCGCCCCUACCCCUUCGGACGUUCUGCCGCCCCGACUGGUCGUUCUCCAUCACCCAAGACCUCCACUUCCCCGACCACCACCUCUACCCCCGCCAUGGCCCACAUCCCCAUUACCUCCCCGAGAUCUGCCGCUCGCUCCCGUCAACCUUCGCGUGAAGAGCAAACGGCCGCUGCUGAGAAGAUCCAAGACGCGUACCGGGCGCAUGCUUCGCGCAAGCACGCCCUCAAGGCCCUCUCGGGCAUCCGUCGACGCUUCCUCGCCGCGCGCACCGGCUUCUCCCUCCCCACCACCGUCGACUUCGACAUCGGCACCCACGGCCGUCUCCCUCCAACUACGGUCACCGUCGAGGCCUCCCUGAAGGCGCGCGGAGACGCGGAGGACGCGGACGCGGACGCGCUCCUCUGUGCCGCGCCGCGUCUCGCGUACUCGCCGACCAACGCGCCGCUGCAUGCGUACGAGGAGGAGCUGAACCGGCUUCUCACCGCGCUCGACGCGGUCGAGAGCCGCGGCGACCACGGCGUGCGCGCCGCGAGGAGGGAGCUAGCGAGGGCGGUCGAACAGGAGGCGGAGCGCGUCGAACGGUGGAGGGGCAUUGUCUGGAAGUGGUGGACGGAGUCGCAGAAGGAGGACGAGAAGGAGGACGUCCCGGCUGUGGAGGUGUCGUCGUCGUCUUCCCCUGCGUAUACUCACACUGUGGAGGUCGAGCCCGCCGAAACUGCCGUUGCGGACGCCGCCGUGCAGCCUGCCGAGGCCGCCGUGGUCGAACUUCCAGUCGAAGUCAUUCCCGCCUCUCUGGCCGCCGACCCGACCAUCCUCGUCGAAUCUCCCGCUACCCCCAAAGUCGACAUCCCCUUCAUUCCCUCUGAGACCGAUCCUUCCGAGCCUACCCCCUUCGAACCCCAAGUCGUCGAGCCUCCCGAACCCCAAGUUGUCGAGCCCCAAGUCGACGAACCUGUCCCCGUCCCCGAGCCGGUUGAAGAUGCAGUCAUCGAGGAUGCCACCCCCGCGUCCACCAACGCCGUUGAGCUUCAAACGGAGCCCGAACAGUCGAGUCGCCCAGCGACGCCCGCGCUCACUCGCGAGUCGCAGACGGAGCCUGAUACGACGGACGUCGAGCCCGAAGAAGCGUUGACCCCAGUCCUGAGCGAGCACCCACUCGCGCCUGUCGAGGUCGUGACGGAGGAGACGGAGGACUCAGCUGUGCCCGCGCGGGUCGAGCAGCCGAAGACUGCGCCGGAGCUGGUGGAUUCUGAGAGCAGGAUACAAGUCGAAAGCCACCAUUGA
This is a messenger RNA of Epithele typhae, 2028 nucleotides long. RefSeq lists its product as uncharacterized. The transcript is spliced from 3 exons. Bases 1 to 2028 code for a protein of 675 amino acids. The record is from RefSeq and is a predicted model, not a curated record. Gene Ontology annotation, molecular function: protein-folding chaperone binding. NCBI's taxonomy places the organism in Eukaryota, Fungi, Basidiomycota, Agaricomycetes, Polyporales, Epitheliaceae.